GUACGGCUGCCGAACUACUUUUCCUGAGCAAGAAAAUCCAAUUCCCAAGAUGCAAUGCUUGGCGCUGGAGGCGUCUCCGGAAGGAGGUCGUGAAGAUUAUGGAGGAUAAUGAAGGAAAUCCAAAAAAGCAACUGAUUUCUGAGCUUCACCAGCUUGCUGCUGAUGGAAACAAAGCCAGACUUACAGCACUUCUGGAUUAUUCUCCUUCUCUUAUCAAUGAAACUGCUAGGAAUGGUUGGACGGCCCUAAUGUAUGCAACUAGAAAUGGUCACUUUGACCUUGUGAAGGUUCUUCUUGAGAAGGGGUGUGACAGGUUCAGGACCAAUACUUCAAACCAGACUGCAUUGGAUAUUGCUAGAUUUUGGGGCUAUAAAAACAUAGCUAAUUUAUUAGCUAAUGUGGAAGAUGGAUUGGAGCCAUUUUUCUUCACUUAUCAAGUCAAACAACAGGAGCAUUAUUUUUGCAGGAUAUGUUUGGAUAGGAAAAGUGAGAAGAGAGUAGAUUCAAAGUGGCUGAGCAUGAAACAGAAGGAACCCACAACCAUAUAUAUCAUUUUUUCCCAUUUAAAUCCUUUAGUUACAUCAGAUGAUGGUGAACGUAGUUUCCAGUAUCCAAAGGUUAAGCUUUCUAAAUUUUUCUAUAAGGAUAUAAAGAGAUAUCUGGAACAGACUGAAACUGUCACUACAAUUUUUCUGGGAGUGGAACCUCAAAGAAUAAAUGUGAAAGAUUCGAAUACAGACAAAAAAGAUGAGAAUGGCCUAAUUACCUGGUUUGCACUUAGUAUAGAUUCUACAGCUACUGACAGUUUUUUACAAGAGCAUCCAGGUUGUUAUUUUCUUCAUCCACCAAUGCCUGCACUGCUACAAUUCUCUGAAAAUGAAGCUGGAGUCAUUGCCCAAGCCAGAUCUGUGCUAGCAUGGGAUAACCGAUAUAAAUUUUGCCCAACAUGUGGCAGUGCAACUAAAUUAGAAGACGGAGGCUACAGGAAAUCGUGCAUAAAAGAAGACUGCCCCAGCCAUCAGGGAAUUCAUAAUACAUGCUUCCCAAGAGUUGAUCCUGUAGUGAUAAUGCAAGUCAUUCAUCCAGAAGGCAACCAUUGCCUUUUGGGAAGAAAAAAAAGAUUUCCCCCAGGCAUGUUUACUUGCCUUGCUGGAUUUGUAGAGCCUGGGGAGACAAUUGAAAAUGCCGUUCGAAGGGAAGUAGAAGAGGAAAGUGGAGUUAAAGUGGGCCGUGUUGAGUAUGUCUCUUGUCAGCCAUGGCCAAUGCCCUCCUCCCUAAUGAUUGGAUGCAUAGCAGCUGCAGUGUCUACAGAAAUUAAAGUUGACAACAUUGAAAUAGAAGAUGCCCGCUGGUUCAGUAGAGAACAGAUAAUAGAGAUUCUCAACAAAAAGAACCAAAAUAUUUUUGUGCCACCACAUCAAGCCAUCGCUCAUCAGUUGAUAAAACACUGGAUUGGAAUGAAUGCUAAUCUUUAAAUUCAGCAAGCUAUAUAUUUGCAUUGCAUCAUAUCUGUAUCUUCUAAGAUAAAAUUAAACUUAAUGUAACUAUAAUAGUAAUUUUAAAAUUCUAAUUCCUUCGUUCUACACCCUCCUGUAAUUACUCCCUGUAAUAUUUAUGCUUACAGUUCUUUUAACAAAUUUUGCAUUGUCAAAUGUUGCCUAAUUUCUUGAUAAAUAGGCUCAUAAAAGCUUAUUUUACUAGGAAAUAAGUUGGGUGUUCUCUUAGCAAGCACUGUAUAUAUAGUACCUAUGACAGCCUGAUUCAACCCACUGACCUCGAAAGGUUUUGUUUUUUAUGUAAUUAAAUUUUUAAAUGAGAAAUGUCCAAAAAUCUCAUAAGAUAAGCCAAAUCUUAUGAAAUCUCUACAUUGAUAGCCAAGCUCAUAUCAUUAUUAUUAUUAUUUGGAGGAGUCAUAAAAUUGCAAAAGAGUGAUACACUUGAAAUGAUUUAUGUUGCCUUGUAUUGAAUAUUAAGUAGUAUUUUAUCAUUAGUUCAUUAAACAUAGCAAAAUCAUCAAUAUAGUAUCAGUAUAAUAUUCUUACCAAUGUACUAUGCAAUUCUUAAAACGAAAUUGUAAAAUUUCUAUUAAAAGAAUAGACAUUGCAUUACCAAUGCAAACUAAAAUCUCAUUCCUGUAAGAAGCUUGCUGUGUGUUUUGCACAGCAUUACCAUUAGCAUUGCUAAGUCAUAAAGUUAUAAUUUGGUAUUUCUGGAUAUAUUUGCAUUAAGCAGGCUCAAAAGUUGCUUCAACAUAACCAGAUUAAGAAUUGUUCUAAAUGUGUCAUCAAUAUUACAUUAAUAUUAUUAAGUGUUUAAAUUGAGAGAAGUUUGGAAUUAACAAGCUGACUUUUGGCUGUUUUUGUCCCUUGGAGCUCUUUAAUAAAGUCUUUCUAAAUCCUU
Messenger RNA from Protobothrops mucrosquamatus (brown spotted pit viper), 2400 nucleotides. It is a transcript of the gene NUDT12, whose product is annotated as nudix hydrolase 12. The transcript is spliced from 7 exons. NCBI's taxonomy places the organism in Eukaryota, Metazoa, Chordata, Lepidosauria, Squamata, Viperidae. The coding region runs from base 99 to 1475 and encodes 458 amino acids. Gene Ontology annotation, biological process: NADP+ catabolic process; NAD+ catabolic process. Gene Ontology annotation, cellular component: cytosol. Gene Ontology annotation, molecular function: NADH pyrophosphatase activity; metal ion binding; protein binding. The record is from RefSeq and is a predicted model, not a curated record.